Xyrauchen texanus (razorback sucker) is the source of this 2429-nucleotide messenger RNA. RefSeq names its product nerve growth factor-like. The transcript is spliced from 3 exons. Gene Ontology annotation, molecular function: nerve growth factor receptor binding; growth factor activity. Bases 1232 to 1831 code for a protein of 199 amino acids. The record is from RefSeq and is a predicted model, not a curated record. Gene Ontology annotation, biological process: negative regulation of neuron apoptotic process; positive regulation of peptidyl-serine phosphorylation; positive regulation of collateral sprouting. NCBI's taxonomy places the organism in Eukaryota, Metazoa, Chordata, Actinopteri, Cypriniformes, Catostomidae.
UAAAGCAUAAGAUUAAAUGCAUAAAAUACCAGUCCUUAUGUUUUCAGAAAAGUAAAACACAGGCUACAACUUAAAAUUUCUCCAAUUUUUUCUAUACAUUAUGAUGUUAUGAUGCCUGAUUUUACUUUAAACAUAUUGUAUUUUUGGUAGGGCUGUCGAUUUAACACGUUAAUAACGUGCGAUUAAUUUGACAGAAAUUAACGCGUUAAAAAAAUUAACGCACUUUAAUCGCAAUGCUUAACUGAGAAAUUCAAGCUUGUAGUACCACCUGUUUACUGCAGAGGGCAGUAAUUGAAAUUUCAGCUGUGUGAGCAACGCACAGUUUAUACAGUGAAGAAAACAAUUUCUUGCGUUCAAAACACUUUAUGGAGCGCAAAUGCGAUCUUUAAGGGAUCUUAAUAUGUGUUUAAAGAUUGAGUAUUAAACUAUAUUUUAACUUGACACAGUGACCUAAACAUUUUAUUUUUAUGACGCAACACACCCCAGACGCGACACAAGCGUGUCUGACGCAGGUCGUAUGGUCUUUACCUCAUGCAUAUUUAAUUACCAAAGAGGUUAAGGAUGUGUCCUUUAAACUGUUACACCAUUUUUACCCAGUCAAUCUUUAUUUAAGAAACAUGCUCCCUGAAAUAGAUCCACUUUGCUCCUUCUGUAAUGCUGUGAUGAAAAGUUUGUUUGUUUGUACAUACCUCUAUUUUAACUGGUUUCUCUUUGCUUUAUAAAGACGUUUUAUUUGGUUUUCACAGAUUUAACCUAAACAAACCCUCACAAUAAAUCUCCAACUGACAAAUUCACUUGUGAAAUGGAUUGCUGUGAACUGUAUGCCAAUGAUUGAUUUAAGAUCAAUAAUAUGGGUCGCGGGGGGCUGGAGCCUAUCCCAGCUAACAUUGGGCGAAAGGCGGGGGACACCCUGGACAGGUCGCCAGUCCAUCGCAGGGCCACACAUACACUCACACUCACCUCCACAUCCACACCUAGGGCAAUUUUUUUGGAGACACCAAUUAACCUAGCCUGCAUGUCUUUUGGAUGGUGGGAGGAAGCCGGAGUACCCGGAGAGAACCCACGCAGACACGGGGAGAACAUGCAAACUCCACACAGAAAGGCCGGGGCAACCAGGGUUUGAACCCACGACCUUCUUGCUGUGAGGCGACAGUGCUAACCGCUGCACCACCGUGCCGCCCCUACUGGUUAUUUUAACUGCCAAAAUUUCUAUAUAGGUCACAUUGAGCCCAUGCGGUGGUCCUGGCUAGCCCUGCUGCUCUUGUCCUGCAGCCAGAUGUUUGCCCAACGCCCAGGUGACAUCUGCCCACAAAACACCAACAACGAACAGGAUGUAGCACCCAACUCUGUGCCAACUGUGGAUCCUAAACUCUUCAAUAAGAGAAGGUAUCGCUCACCCCGUGUUCUGUUCAGUGAGCAACCACCUGAUUCAGAGCCCGCUGGGCAGCAAGACACAAGGAGCAGGACGAAGAGGAAAGUGGGACAACCUCAACACCGCGGAGUUUACUCCGUUUGCGAGAGUAUUAGCCUUUGGAUUGGCAAUAAAACCAAAGCUACGGACAUCUCUGGCAAUGAGGUUACAGUCUUGCCGGACGUAAAAAUCAACAACGUUAAUAAAAAGCAGUACUUUUUUGAGACAACGUGCAGCAGUGUCCGGGCCGGUGGAUCGGAGUGUUUGGGAAUCGAUGCGCGGCAUUGGAACUCAUAUUGUACCAAUUCACACACAUUUGUGAGGGCAUUGACUUCAUUUAAUAACCUAGUGGCUUGGAGACUAAUUCGGAUUAAUGUAGCCUGUGUGUGUGUGCUCAGCCGAAAAUCAUGGAGACAAUGACAAACUGACUGCUUCUUUAGUCUAAAUCUAUGCCAAUGUCAGCCUCAUAAUAUCUGACUUGAUCAUUCAAAAUCAUUUGUGUGAUACCGAAUUGAUGUCGUAUUUAUCAUGUGCACACUAUUAAUGACAACAGACCAUCGAAGGAGGAAAUACUGUAUAUGAUGUGCUUUUUCUCAUUGAAAACUACAAUGGACUUGGCAAAUGUUUCUCUAUUCUUUAUGAAUUUUUUCUUUUGGAAUACUUGUUUUACUCUGCAGCAAUAUGAGAACUUGUGGUGGUUUCUUGAUAGGGCCACAGGUGUAUACAUUGUUGUUUGUUGUCAUUGUUAUUUAUUAAAGCAUUAUUGCCCAGUUUAUUGUGGGGUACCAAGUGUAUAGUAGCUUGCCGAAGCUACAGCCUCAUCAUUGGAGAAAACAGUACAUUCAGUCAUUUUAAUGGAACAUUCAGGGUUAAAUAGAUCUUAAAGGGCAAGUUCACAUAACAAUUAUAAUUCUCUCAUCAUUUACUCCCCCUCAUGUCAUCUCAAACUUGUAUGACUUUCUUUUGUUGAACUCAAAUGAAGAUAUUAUGAAAGAUGUACUGAAUGAGGUGUUUUUGU